CAGACGUGCAGCCCUGCCUGCGCUCACAGCAUUGUGGACUGAAGCACCCACUUAUCUCUCUGGAGUGUCCUUUUCUUCUUUUGCAAAAAGGGGAUGAUAGUAUCUCGAUUACUACCCAACCCGUGUAAAUUCUGUUCUCCCUUUCUCCCCCAGCUCCCAUCUCUGUGGUCUGCACGAAGCUUCCGCAGGUGUGAAAGAGUUCGAGGUUCUAGAAACUGUAUUAAAUGCCAGCUUCUUCAUCUGCCAGUUUACGAUGGUUCCAUGAUACAUAAUCUCUAUGAGUUUUGUUUGUUUUAUUUGUAAAGUGAAUCUUUAAAUACCUUCUCCGGGGUAGGAAAUACGAGAUACUGUAUGUAAAGUGCUGCCCACCUCCUUUCCUUACCUCUACUGCUUCUGCCCAUUCUUCAAGGCCCAUCUAAAGUCAGAAGAAUCAAAAUCAGAACUCCACCUUCUCCUUGAGGCCUUUCUUAACAACUGCAACCCCAGUCUGCACCAUUCUUGCAAAUUCUCAUUGUACUUGUCCCUGUACCAGCUCCUGUAUCCAUUAUAUUUACCAAACACAAUUCCAGAGACAUAGGAAGCACCCUAUGGAGCAGAUUAAAAGGGCAAAUAAACUGUUUACGAAUGAUUGUAUAUUUCUGAAGAAAACUUUGAACAUCCCAGUUAUAUCAGAGAAGCCUUUGUUGUUUAAUGGACUUAACUCAAUAGAUUCUCCAGAAAAUGAAACUGUUGAUAGCAGUUUUUCUCAUGAAGAAGAGCCAGCAGCAGCGGGGGAAGACCUUUCUCCUUCCAGUCCUCAAGAAUCUGAUGUUCAGCCUGUACAACCUGAAGAAGUGUCAGCUAGAGAUUUCCUGCAGAGACUAGACUUGCAGAUUAAGUUGUCAACACAGGCAGCCAAGAAACUAAAAGAAGAGAGCAGAGAUGAAGAAAGUCCUUAUGCAGCUUCCCUCUAUCACAGUUAGAUGAUCAGGGACAAUAAUCUAACCUGGAUUAAAAGGUGGUUGGAUCAUGAAGAAACCAACAACUAAAGAUUCAAAAGUAUAUACAUCCUUAAAUCACAACCAAAUAGUUUCACCUACUGCAAUUGCACUGACGUGAUUAUUUCCUCCAGCUUUCUAUGAUUUUAAGUCUUUAUUAUGGCAUGAGAGCAAAAUCGUAUCCUAAAGAUCAUCACUUUUGUGGGUGAUGGUAGUUUUUAGACUAGUUUUUGUAAAUACUAGUUAACAUAAAGCAUCAAAGACUAUAUACAUAUUCAAGCUGAAAACAGUGUUUAUCUUCUGAAAAAUCCUAAUGAUGUGAAAUAUAUGGUUGCUGUUUAAGUGAUGCUGAUUUUGCUAUGUGUUUAUAAUUUAAGUGCUAUAUAUAUAUAUAUAUAUUUCGAUAUGUAUUACAUAUUCUGUAUUAAUAUAAAGAACCAAAUUUUGUCUGCUAUUUUGUAAAAAUAAACUACAAAAGCCUGAAUGAGAAAAUAAACUAUGUUUUCAUAUUUGAGUCUGUAAUUUUUUUCAACAAAUAGAAAUAAAAUUGAUUUUUAAAUUAUUUUUGAA
Panthera uncia (snow leopard) is the source of this 1547-nucleotide messenger RNA. It is a transcript of the gene LYSMD2, whose product is annotated as LysM domain containing 2. The record is from RefSeq and is a predicted model, not a curated record. The transcript is spliced from 3 exons. Bases 588 to 962 code for a protein of 124 amino acids. Lineage: Eukaryota; Metazoa; Chordata; Mammalia; Carnivora; Felidae.